Molecule: messenger RNA, 4440 nt
Organism: Durio zibethinus
Lineage: Eukaryota; Viridiplantae; Streptophyta; Magnoliopsida; Malvales; Malvaceae
Source: RefSeq, a predicted model, not a curated record
UUAAAUAUCAAAGAUUCUCUCUCUUGUCUUUAACAAUACUUUCAUCUCCCCACAUCAUUCUACUUCUGUCUUUCACCAUUCUCUUUCUCAUUUCUCAAAUUUUCACCAUUGUUUUCUUCUUAGAUUCCUAAAAUAGAACACGCUUAUAGAAAUAGUAAGGCAAGCCAAAGCAAAGCAAAUCUCUCCAACUUUUCUCAUCAGGUGAACAAGUGUUAAGAACAACAAUUUUUAAUUUAAAUAUGGAAGGAGAGAACCUAAUAAGCACUGAAAUCCCAGUGAAGGAAGCUGUUGAGGACACUGUUAAGGCCUCCAAUGGAGACUUGCCGCAAGUAGAAAAGGACGGAAAGAAAGAAAAGGAAGAAACCACCUUUGAUGGAGAGUUCGUUAAAGUAGAGAAGGAAGCUUUAGAUAUGAAGGAUGGUUCUAAUGUGGCUAAGCCUGCAUCCUUGCUGGAUAAUGAGCCAACCAUCAUGGAAAGAAGCUUAAGCAAUUCAAGUAGAGAACUACUUGAAGCACAAGAAAAGAUGAAGGAACUCGAGCUUGAAUUGGAAAGGGUGACUGGAGCAUUAAAGCAUUCUGAAUCAGAAAAUGGCAGACUGAAGGAUGAAGUUUUGGUUGCAAAGAAGAAGUUGGAUGAAGGGGGAAAGAAGUACAAUGAACUUGAUCUCAGUCAUAGAAAAUUGCAAGAGCAGAUCAUUGAAGCUGAGCAGAGAUAUAGUUCACAGCUAACCAAUUUCCAAGAGGCUUUGCAAGCUCAAGAGGCAAAACAGAAUGAACUCGCUGAAGUAAAGGAAGCAUUUGAUGGUCUCAACAUGGAGAUUGAAAACUCAAGAAAGAGGAUGCAAGAGUUGGAGCGGGAUCUGCAGAGUUCCGUAGAAGAGGCACGGAAGUUUGAAGAACUGCACAAACAAAGUGGCUCACAUGCUGAGUCUGAGACACAGAGGGCUUUGGAGUUUGAGAGAUUGCUUGAAACUGCAAAACUUAGUGCAAAAGAAAUGGAAGAUCAGAUGGCCUCCCUCAAGGAAGAAGUGAAGGACCUGUAUGAGAAGGUUGCUGAAAAUCAGAAGGUCGAUGCAGCACUUCAAAGCACAACAGCUGAACUUUCUGCUGCUCAGGAGGAAUUGUCACUUUCUAAAUCAGUAGUAUUGGACUUGGAGCAAAGACUUACUUCUAAGGAAGCUCUUGUUAAUGAACUGACUGAAGAGUUGCACAUGAAAAAGGCUUCAGAAUCCAAGGUGAAGGAAGAUAUCUCAACUCUAGAGAAUAUCUUUUGUGCAACUAAAGAAGAUCUUCAAGCAAAGGUCUCUGAGUUGGAAGAUAUCAAAUUGAAACUUGUGGAGGAAGUCAAAGCAAGGGAAUUGGUUAAAGCUGGGCUGAAGAACCAAGAAAUUCAGGCCUCGAUUGUACAGGAAGAAUUAAGUAAAGUGCUAAAAGAAAAAGAAGCUCUAAAAACAGCCAUGUCAGAUCUCAAUAGUAAUGCAGCACAGUUGAAGGAGUUGUGCAGCGAACUUGAAGAAAAAUCGAAGAUUUCGAAUGAGAAUUUCUGUAAAACUGAUUCUCUUUUGUCUCAGGCUCUGUCUAAUAAUGAGGAGCUCGAGCAGAAAUUGAAAUCUCUGGAAGAGCUCCAUAGUGAAUCUGGAGCCACUGCAGCAACUGCUGCUCAAAAAAAUCUUGAGCUGGAGGAUGUACUUCGGGCUUCAAAUGAAGCAGCAGAAGAUGCAAAAUUGAAACUGAGGGAUCUAGAGGCACGUUUUCUAGCAGCCGAGCAGAGGAAUCUGGAGCUUGAACAACAAUUAAAUUUGGUAGAACUAAAAGGCUUUGAAGGUGAGAAAGAACUGAAGGAAUUCUCAGGGAAAAUAUCUGAACUUACCACCAAGUUGGAACAGGUUGAGGAAGAAAAGAAACUGCUGAAUGAUCAAAUGCAGGAAUAUCAGCAGAAGGUAAAUCAGCUAGAAUCAGCCCUAAAUCAGUCUACGAUACAGAACUUAGAGCUCACCAAGGAGUUGAAGAUUGCUGUGGAGAAAAGUGCUCAACACGAGGACCGAGCUAAUAUGAGUCAUCAGCACAGCCUUGAGCUAGAGGAUCUGUUCCAGACCUCUCAUUCCAAAUUAGUGGGUGCUGAUAAGAAGGUCAAUGAGUUGGAGUUGUUACUUGAAGCAGAAAAGUACAGGAUUCAGGAACUUGAAGAACAGGUAAGCAAAUUAGAAAAGAAAUGUGCAGAGGCAGAAGCUGAGUCCACUAGAUACUCUGAUAAGAUAUCUAAACUUGCAUCUGAGCUUGAUGCAUUCCAAGCCAGAACAUCAAGCCUUGAAAUUGCAGUGCAAAUGGCCAAUGAGAACGAAAAGGAAUUGACAGAGUGCUUAAAUUUAGCAACAGAUGAGAAGAAAAAGUUAGAAGAGACAUCCCAAUGCUCCACUGAAAAGCUUGCUGAAGCAGAAAAUCUGGUGGAAAUCUUGAGAAGUGAUUUAAGUCUGACACAACAGAAGUUGGAAAGCAUUGAAAAUGAUCUUAAGGCUGCUGGCUUGAGAGAAAGUGGGGUAAUGGAAAAGCUAAAAUCUGCUGAAGAGCAACUAGAGCAACAUGUAAGAGUAUUGGAGCAAGCUAGCGCCAGAAACUUAGAGCUUGAGUCAUUCCAUGACUCUCUAACAAGGGAUUCAGAGCUUAAACUCCAAGAAGUGAUGGAGAACUUCACCAACAAGGAUUCAGAGGUGAAAUCUUUGUUUGAGAAACUUAAAUUUUUUGAAGAUCAGAUAAAGGUAUAUGAAGAACAGGUUGCUCAAGCGGCUGGACAGUCCGCAUCUUUAAAAGAAGAAUUGGAUCAGAGUUUGAUGAAACUGGCUUCGUUAGAAAGCACAAAUGAAGAACUCAAAAAACAGAUAUCAGAAGUGGAAAAAAAAGAGCUUCAGUCUUCCUCAGAGAAUGAACUUUUAGUUCAGACAAACAUUCAGCUCAAGAGCAGAGUUGAUGAGCUUCAGGAAUUGCUUAAUUCAGCUGUUUCUGAGAAGGAAGUAACUGCUCAAGAAAUUUCUUCACAUAUGUACACAAUUAGAGAAUUAUCAGAUCAGCAUACAAGGGCCUCAGAACUUCGAGCUGAAGCGGAAUCUCAAAUUGUGGAAGCAGAAGCACAGUUACGUGAAGCUAUUGAGAAAUACACUAAGAAAGAAUCGGAAGCCAAUGACCUGAUUGAAAAGUUGAAUCUGCUUGAAGGCCAAAUUAAAACAUAUGAAGAACAAGCUCAUGAAGCAUCUACAAUUGCUGUAUCUCGAAAAGUUGAGGUGGAAGAAACACUUGUAAAAUUAAAGCAGCUGGAAAGCUUGGUUGAGGAACUGCAAUCCAAGUCAGCUCACUUUGAAAAGGAGAGUGGGGGACUAGCUGAGGCAAAUUUGAAGCUGACUCAAGAACUUGCCACAUACGAGUCAAAACUUAGUGAUUUGGAGGGAAAGCUGGCUGCAGCCUUGUCAGGGAAGGAUGAAACAGCUGAACAACUUCACAAUUCAAAGAAGGCUAUAGAAGAUUUAACACAGCAGAUUACUUCUGAAGGGCAGAGAUUACAAUCUCAGAUUUCUUCACUAAUGGAGGAGAAUAACCUGCUUAAUGAAACACAUCAGAAUACAAAGAAGGAAUUUCAAUCAGUAAUAUUACAGCUUGAAGAGCAACUGAAAGAUGAAAAGGGAAACGAAGAAUCUCUAAAAUUGGAGAUUAGAAAUCUCAAGGCUGGGUUUGCGGAGAGUUCCUUGUUACAAACUCGCGUCAAAGAACUUGAAGAACAGUUAGUGACUGUUGAAACUCAACCGAAAGAAGAGAAAGAGGCAGAUUCUCAGAAAGAGUUGGAACGAGAAGGGGCUUUAAAGUGUUCCCUUGAAGAGCUUGAAGCCAAAAAUAAAGAAGCAUUACUUCUCCAGAAGCAGGUCAAAGAGUUAGAAGAUAAAUUGCAACUGGCAGAAGCUAAAGUGAAGAGAGAUGGCAAUGCGGCCAAAUUGAAGGAUGGCGUAGAGGUGAAAUCCAGAGAUAUUGAUGGAUUAACUUUUUCAACACCAUCAAACCGUAAGAGUAAGAAAAAGUUGGAAGCAGCAUCUGUGCAAGCUGCCUCCUCUUCUUCAUCAGUUACCCACACUGAAGCUUCACCUUUGACAACCUUAAAGUUCAUUUUGGGAGUAGCCUUUGUGUCCGUGAUCAUCGGUGUUAUUCUUGGAAAGCGUUAUUAGUUUAGGUUUGUGUUUCUUGAUUUUGCCCCCUUUGUUGAUUUUUCUUUCCAUUUUCCUUCAUAUAAGUAAUGCACAGCAGAAUGGUAAAGCUUAAAUUUGUGUAUUUUUUCUUGCUCAGAUUUUGAUGUUGGUUGGGGAACUUGUUUUCACUCCUUCCCUUGCCUGUUUGUCAAACAUAGUUGGUUUAUGUAUCAUCAUUCAAGUUUGUAUUCAGUAAAUUGAUUGGAUUGCACAA